Molecule: messenger RNA, 2154 nt
Organism: Patella vulgata (common limpet)
Lineage: Eukaryota; Metazoa; Mollusca; Gastropoda; Patellidae
Product: putative ankyrin repeat protein RF_0381
Exons: 3
Coding region: 150-1133 (327 amino acids)
Molecular function (GO): protein binding
Source: RefSeq, a predicted model, not a curated record
CUGUGAAACUAAUAUUCAUUUUAUAACCGAUUUGAGAUGAGAUGAUGAACUGAGGUAGAUUGCACAUCGAAUGAUAAACAGCAUGGUGAUAACAGAACAAGACAAGACAUCAGAAGACUUACAUAAAGAUAGAGAACCUGAGGAAACAGAUGGAAACAUUGAAAACAAGGCAAGAUGAAGAUUCCAAACGAAUGUUGAAGGACAAGAAAAGGAGAGAACAUGAACUAGAAACAUACAAAAAACAAACUAAAGAGAAAGAAGCUCUGACAAAGAAGAGAAUAGAUGAUUUGGAGACAUGUAAUAAAACUCUUACUCUAAAUGAAGAAGAUACCCUUCAGCGACAACAACAAUUAUCAUUUGAUGCCUGUCUACAUGGUACAUUGUCUAACAUAAAACACAUGGUGAACGAAGAUAUUAAAGCCAGAGACAUUAAGGAUAGGACACCGUUAUUUAGAUAUUGUGAAUCACGUGUAAGUGUUGUGGAUAAAAUACAAUAUCUGGUCAGUCACCAGGCUGACAUGAACCAUAAAGACAGUAAUAAUAAUACCAUAUUACACUGGGCAUGUGGGUUCAGUACUUUAUCUACAGUGCAAUAUCUAGCUCAUGAUUUACACAUGGAUGUUAAUGCAGCAGGUCAUAACAAGGAGACACAGUUAUUUCACUGUUGUCAAUCAAGUGUAAGUCCUGUAGAUAAAAUACAAUAUCUAGUCAGUCAUCAGGCUAAUAUUAACGCUAGAGACAGUAUUAAUAUUACCAUCUUACACUUGGCAUGGAUGUUUGGUACUUUACCUACAGUGCAAUAUCUAGUUGAUGAAUUACACAUGAAUGUUAAUACAGCAGGUUAUAACAACCUGACACCGUUAUUUUACUGUUUUAAAUCAAGUGUAAGUCCUGUAGAUAAAAUACAAUAUCUAGUCAGUCAUCAGGCCGAUAUUAACGCUAGAGACGGUAAUAAUAAUACCAUGUUACACGCGGCAUAUGGUACUUUAUCAACAGUACAAUAUCUAGUUUAUUGUUUACAUCUAGAUGUACCAGUUAAGAAUAAACGUGGUGAAACAGUUCUAGAUUAUUGUAGAUGGUCAGACACUGAAUUAAAAGAAAAGAUAACAUAUUUCAAGAACAACUACAACUGACGUGUUUCGGUAUGUCACGUCACGUCACGCCUUGUCACAUCUGCAUUCAUGUUACAUCAUAAAUUGUUGAGUAUAAUGUGGAAAAACCUGUCAUUUUAAAGUCUUAAUAAACCGGAAGUAAUACUUCAUGACCGAAAUUUUUUGUAUUGUUAGGUCAUCAUACAUUUAAGGGUCAUGGAAAGAUUAGGGCACCAUCUAGAUGGUGAAAAGUAGAACAAACUUUAAAAUGAAACCGGAAGUAAACAAAAUAAAAAUUCAAAACUCGGCUCCCUAAGGAUUAUUGCCAUUUUGAGUAGAUCCAAUACAAAAAAAGUUUUCAAAAAUCGGAAUUAAAAUGGCGGCUGAAUAUCGAUUUGAAUGUUUUGGGGAAAAUCCAAUAUGGCGACCAUGCGGUUGAAUAUGUUACAGAACAAGGUCUUUGAAAAUGAAAGAUAAUAUCUGGGGCAAACACCACCGUAUGUCAUUUUUUGUCUAUUUUUGAAAUGGGGAGAACUAUUCAUUCCGGAAGCCGUCACAAAAUGCCAUGUUGAAGGCCUCGAUGUGUUCCUUAUUCCUACUAAGGUUCAACUUGAUACCUCAAAUAGUGACGGAGAUAUGCCAUCUUGAAUGUCGAAAAAUGAUGAAGAAAACUAUCGCAAAACUUUGAUGCUAGUAUUAAUCGAGUGAACUUCCGAAUUUCUAAAAAUCGUCAGUCAAAGCCUAUAUGGGAUUCGUCCAAAGAAUCUAAAAAUGAAAACCCGAAAAAGAUCCGUUGAGAAAUAACCGAGAUAUGGGCAAUCUAAGAUUAUUUUUUGUCCCAUGCGUAAAACACUUCCUGUUCGUCAAAAAUGGCCCAAUUUAUAUUUAUUAAAUAGAUCCGCGGAGGUCAAACAACAUCAACAGUUAAAACUACAGAUGACGUAUUUGUACUUUAUCUACAGGACUAAUACUGUGUAUAUAUUUAUUGUUUAUGUUGCUGUUUAAUUUAUUCAAAAUGUUUCCAAUAUUUUAUUGUAUAUAUUUAUUUUUAAUAAAUACUACC